Phacochoerus africanus (Common warthog) is the source of this 558-nucleotide messenger RNA. It is a transcript of the gene TMEM272, whose product is annotated as transmembrane protein 272. NCBI's taxonomy places the organism in Eukaryota, Metazoa, Chordata, Mammalia, Artiodactyla, Suidae. The record is from RefSeq and is a predicted model, not a curated record.
AUGACCUCCUCCCCCAUCUGCUGCCUUGAGAAAAGGGCAGAUUCCUCUGAAGCCAUAACCUGCUUUGUGUUCCUGCUCUUCGCUUUCCUGGCGCUGCCGCUGUCCAUGGCCUUCACAGGAAUGAAGUUUUUGGAGGACUGUCCCCUACAGCCCCUCAUUCCUCUGUAUUUGCUCGAGGGUGGGCUCGUCGGGGCCUUAAAGGCGUCUCUCCCGCUGUACGACUCCACCCGGAUGAGGCGGCUUCUGGCCAAGGCCGUGGUGAUUGACGACGAUGACGACCAACAUCCCUGGAGGCGGGACGCACACAAGUAUUACGCCCCUCUGCUCAGCCUCUUCCUCUUCCUCUGGUUCAUUCUGGGAAACUACUGGGUCUUUGCUAUUUACCCGCCUGAUUUUCUUUCCCCUUUCCAGCAGCCUCAGGAUUACUGUGACAAAACCCUCUAUCUCUUCGCAGUAGUGGUCCUGCUGCUCAGCCACACCGUGCUGGGCUUACUCGUCCUGGGUAGCGGCUGUGUCUACAUGUGGUCCAGGUGGAGGUCUGCUGCUGCGGAAGACUGA